ACUUUUUUUUUUUUUUAAAAUUAAUCUCCCUCGCCUUUAUGCAUUCGAAACUCAAAAACUCAAAAGCAUGGCGGCAACAAGCGAUGAGCAGAUGAAUUUGCUUCUCUCUAGUUUCGAUCAGAUCUACGAGGAUUUUAAAAUCGGGUUAAAUGAGAUCAAUGUUUACAGAUCUAAGAGCAAUGUUGACUCAAGCAGGAGAGAGGUUCUUGAGACUAGUAAUAAAAACCUUAAACAAGAGAAUGAGAGGCUGAAGAAGCUUUAUACGGAAUCGUUGAACAAUUUUGCUGAUCAGCUUGAGCAUCGAACUAAGUGCCACAGCUUGAAAGAAGAACUGAAGAGAGUGAUUGAUGAAAACAAAAGCAAAGAACUUGUGAGAUUUGAGAUCUCCCUUCAUGUCAAUUCUUUGUCAGCAUUUUCCUUGUGGUUUGAAUCUGAAGAUGAUGCUUGGAUCAUUCAUAGGCAUAUAGGCAUGAGUGUUAAGAUUUACUUCUUAAAACCUAUCUGUUUUGAUCUGUGGCAGGAACUUGGGAAUGCUUUGGAAUUGCUUAGGCAGAAGCAUGUAACAAAGGUUGAAGAGCUGGAGAAUAAAAUCAGAAGCCUUUUGGUUGAAAAAGCAACAAACGAUAUGGUAAUUGAUAGGCUUCGACAAGACUUGACAGCUAACAAAUCGCAUAUUCAAGCAAUGUCGAAGAAACUGGAUCGAGUAGUUACUGAAGUGGAAUGCAAGUAUGAGCUCGAGAUUCAGGAUCUAAAAGACUGCCUUCUGAUGGAACAAGAGGAGAAAAACGAUAUCAGUAACAAACUUCAGAGUCUGCAGAAGGAUUUGCUUAUUAGUAGAACGUCAAUAGCUGAAAAGCAGAGGGAUACAACUUCAAAUCGACAGGUCGAGACAUUGAAACAGAAGCUAAUGAAACUGAGAAAAGAGAAUGAGAUCCUUAAACGGAAACUAUCUUCUUCAUAAAACAACCAGGAACCAGACUUUGCUUGCACAAAUCACUUGCUGCUCUGUCCCACAACGAGUAAGCUCCAUGAACCCAAAGCAUUUUCUUCAGAAUAUUAUCGUAGAUGAUACAGUUGAAAACAUACACCAAAACCCAUAGUUCUCAUCUUAGAACACAUAUAAAAUUGAAAAGGAACC
Messenger RNA from Arabidopsis arenosa, 1138 nucleotides. Lineage: Eukaryota; Viridiplantae; Streptophyta; Magnoliopsida; Brassicales; Brassicaceae. The record is from the annotation of a GenBank genome assembly.